This is a messenger RNA of Apis dorsata (giant honeybee), 2186 nucleotides long. RefSeq lists its product as uncharacterized. Gene Ontology annotation, molecular function: receptor ligand activity; epidermal growth factor receptor binding. The record is from RefSeq and is a predicted model, not a curated record. The transcript has 7 exons. Gene Ontology annotation, biological process: epidermal growth factor receptor signaling pathway. Lineage: Eukaryota; Metazoa; Arthropoda; Insecta; Hymenoptera; Apidae. The annotation marks the transcript as partial.
CAACAACAACAACACCACCACCACCGCCACCACAACAACAACAACAACAACCACCGCCGCCGCCGUCGCCAACACCAUCUUCGCCACCAUCAUCGUUGCCGCCACCAUCACCACCACCACCACCACCAUCAUCCCCAUCUCCACCACCGGCCGCGGGACGACAGACCUCCCUGCGAACGGGACGAGUGCGUGGACCGCGUCCUGGGUCCUGCCAGGGGCGACCGUAACGCGGAUGGUACCGACGACAAAAACCCUGCCACCGUCACUGCCAUGACGAGGGGAUGCAGGAUCCCGCCCUACCUCGCCACGCUACUCAUCCUGUCUUACACUCUCUUCGGUAUAGCAGACGCCUGUUCAUCGCGGUCGACGCCGAAACCGCGGCCACCGACGCCGACGCCUCGACCGAAUAUCACAUUCCACAUGUACACGUGUCCACCGGAUUACGCGGAGUACUACUGCUUGAACGGUGCCACGUGUUUCACUGUCAAAAUCGUCGAUUCCCUCCUUUACAAUUGUUUAUGCGCCAACGGUUAUAUCGGGCAGAGAUGCGAGUUUAAGGAUUUAGAUGGUUCCUAUUUACCCUCUCGGCAACGUGUAAUGUUGGAGACGGCAAGCAUCGCCGGCGGUGCCACGAUAGCAGUAUUCCUGGUCGUUAUCAUUUGCAUAGCGGCUUACAUCCACUGUAAGCGAAAGCAAAAGGAAUUGCGGUCGAGUAACUGCGUCGACACGGUGGAUGGUCCUGGCCGAGAUCCGGAGUUGAGGCCGUUUAGCAACCGUAGCCGCUCCCUCAUGAUCUUCAUGACCAAGAAUCCCAAUAGCUCGGCGGCUAUAGAGCAAACGAGAAUGCCCGGAUGGAACUGCCCGGAAGCGGAGUCAAUGAGAAUGGCGUCGAUCAGCGAAGGGAAGCGUUCCAAUCAAUGAUAAAGGAUCCUGAUAAUCCCAGUCCACCUCGAUGGUGGAGCGUGGUGGAGAUCACCGAAACCGACGUCGUCGACGGAAGGGAAAAGAAAUCGCUUUCUUCACCUUCAACCUCUGCUAUCUGUCUCCGUCCAUGGACUACGUUCUCGCGAUUAUUAGGCGAGCAUUAGAGAGGAAAUACAGGCAGAGAAAGGGAGGAAAAAGAAUUUUUUUCUUUCUUAUUUACACGAGCCUUUGUCACGUCGACGUUUCAUUUUCCCGCAUGAAUUUAUCCGUUUCUGCCGAGAGAAGGAAAAGAAAAAGAAAAGGAGAGGAAGAGGAGAGAGAAAGAGAAGAAGAAGAAGAGGAAGAGGAAGAGGAAGAGGAGUCUCCUCCUCCUCCUCGUGUUCGUUCACAAUUAGAGAAGGCUAUAUUAAAAAAAAAAAAAAAAAAGAAAAAAAAAGAAACGAUCUCGUCGUACUCGCUGUAUAAAUCGAUACGUGGAUCGGGAUCCUCGGGAUCGAUGAUCAGGGGCAAGAUAGAUCUAGAAGAGCGUAGGAUUAACUGAGAAAAAGAAGUACGUAGCUGGUAACUUUAAAUAGCUGGACCUGAACAGCUGGAAGAACAAAGGACAAGAAAGUAGAAAAGAAGGGAAGCUUAAAAAUAAAGCCUUCUAACUACUGAAUAGGUGACUCUCUUAAUAGAAAGGGGAAAAAAGAAAGAGGUGUGAAGAGGGAGGGAGAGAGAGAGAGAGAGAGUAAAGAAACAUUUAGCGCGAACGUAAGAAGGAGAAGAAGGUAUAAAAUAAUUUGUUCCUAUCGGAGAUACGAGAUAUAUAGUUUAGAACAGACAAUAAUAACCGGAGAAUAAUUACGUAACGUUAUAUUAGUUGUCGGUUUAAGAUAAUAACGUAUCGAGUUAAGUUUCGAACGAAAAAUAAUCCAUUUUUUUCUAAGUAGAAACGUUGCCACGUUCUCGUAGAAACAUUCUUCUUUUUUUCUUUUUCCUCGAUCUUUCGACCGAGGAAACGCGCGGAAAUAAGCUUUCCUCUCUGGCACUGGGAGGGGGAGGAGAGGGGAAGGAGUUUUUCACUUUUGCUUUUUACUAUUUUUUUUUUUUUUUUUUUUUUUUUUUUUUUUUCUUUUCAUUUUCUCCUUUUUUUCCCUCCCAUGCCCUAUUUUCUGUUUCGUCCGAUUUCGUUCGUUUCUUUUUCACAUUAGAACCCCUCGUAUUUCGUACCAACCACGCCGAGAUCGAUCCGAGUUCCCAAUUCAGCACACAUACACAUA